AUGGGUAGGCCGAGAACCUGGCUGGAACAUACUCAGAUGUCACCAAAUAAUCUCCCCAACCUUGAGAUGGCGAGAAAGAAGCUCAUCGCAAGGCUAAUGCGGUCAAGCAAAGCUGAUUUCCGGAUCACUUAUUACCUUUACAUGGACCCCAGUCUCGCCGCUGAGACCAGCAAGCUCCUCACCCGAGCCUUCAACGAUCCAACCACGAAGGGGAAAUUCCGCGAGGUCAGGACAGAAGGAGUUGGCAUCUCAAGCCAGGAGCCUAUAGACCUCGUGGCCCUCGAGAUCGACGCCACGGCCAUCCCAGUAGCCUGCGGCCGCGCCGGGAUCCUAGCCGAGAACCGAGCGGUACGCAAGUUCUGCACCGACACGUACCAGCUCCUCCACAACCCGGCGUUUGUCAACCGCGCCCUGGGACUGCCCACCACCGCCCCGCUGCCGUGGACGCACCUGCGCAUCCGGCGGACCGACGUCGGGCCCCAGGACCCCUGCUAUACGGACAAGUACUACCUCCCGCAGGCCUGGUGGCCGUGGAUCGCCGGCCCGCCCUCGGCGCACCCCACGGCCGCCCCGGGAAUGGCGUGCUUCAGGAUCCUGGCCCAGGCUGCGACCUGCUGCGUAGCGUCGGGGCCGUCCCUUUCGCCGGUGCUGUUUGAGCAGCCCUGGUGUCUGGGCGCGUACGGCGUCGUGCUGACGAGGAUGAUUGGCAGGUUCUCGCGUGGCGCGGAUGAGCUCUACCGUGAGAUUGACGACGUCUUCGGUGCGGUUGCGGGUGAGGUGUCUGACGGCCACCAAGUGGCAGACCUGAUCUAUAGCUUGAGCCGGGAGAUGCAAAACAUCGUAGCGGUCCUGCGCAGGAAGCACUGGGACUACUUUGGUCAGCCGUCGCGGAGCUGUCGGCUGCGCAGCAGGUACAACGUUUGGAUAGGCGGCAGGCGUCACGAUGCGAGGAGGGUUUUUGAGAGACAGCUCCUUGAAGUCCAGCAAAGCAUGACAGCGGCAACCACCACCCUCCGCACCCUGGCCAUGACGACCCGCCUGUCCAGUCCAGACGGCAAGUUACCUGCAGGCCUCUCGUCGGUACUGGCCGCGACACGGGUCAAGACGAUGACGCCGGCCGAGCGGCAGGCAGUGCUGGCGUUUGUGGCGCGAGCCUGGUGCGGCGACGACGACACGGGCGACUGCCCGCCCUCAACAGCAGCGCCCGACCACUACAGCAGUCACCCACAACCGCAUCGCUCCGAGACGAUGGUGCGAGACGCUUUGGUCCGCGGCGCACGGCGCUGGGCGGGCGAGCACGACGAGGCGCGGCGGCACCUACGUGGCCUGCUCGGCAUAUGGUGGGACGUGGAGGCCUGGCUGGACCCCUCGGCGGUGAACAACGACAACCGGGCCACGGUCGAGGGGGCGCUGGCGCCGCCGGCGUGGGCGGGGUUAGCGGAGCGGAGCGGCUUCGGUCGGCCCGGGUUGGUGCUGAGCUGUGCGGAAGCGUCACGGUCGGUGGUCCACGUGCCAUUUCCGGGAACCGAGGUUGGGGAGAAGGACGAGGAGGACGAGGAGUCGGACAAGGAUGACAGCACUCUGUGCGGCUCCUCGGAUCAAGAACCGCAGUCGUGCAACUGGAGGAUCGUCUCGGGGGAGCACGAGGGGGUGCCGCCGAGCUGGGUGCGACGGGCGCGCGAGAUGCGCGGGAUGCAAUGGGUCAUGAUAUGA
Molecule: messenger RNA, 1713 nt
Organism: Pyricularia oryzae 70-15
Lineage: Eukaryota; Fungi; Ascomycota; Sordariomycetes; Magnaporthales; Pyriculariaceae
Exons: 5
Coding region: 1-1713 (570 amino acids)
Source: RefSeq, a predicted model, not a curated record